Acomys russatus (golden spiny mouse) is the source of this 1023-nucleotide messenger RNA. Its product is annotated as prostatic spermine-binding protein-like. NCBI's taxonomy places the organism in Eukaryota, Metazoa, Chordata, Mammalia, Rodentia, Muridae. The record is from RefSeq and is a predicted model, not a curated record. The coding region runs from base 1 to 1023 and encodes 340 amino acids. The transcript is spliced from 4 exons.
AUGGAUAUUGGGUACACUCUGAACCCCGGCACUGUGGGAGCAGAGACAGCUCCAAAUUUGUGGCCCAAACCCUCAGGAGCCAUGCUGCUGUUGAUGACAUUGGCUGUCCUUGCCAUUUCCACCUGCAGAGCCCAGGAUAGCCUGGACAAUUAUCCCGGCCACUAUUUCUAUGUUCGUGGUGAUGAUCAAGGAGAACUCAAGGGCAUCCGGGUCUUUUUAGGUCAUCUAGACGUCAUCGAAGGCAUUCAGCUGCUGUUUGGUGAACAGUGGAGUCACAUCUAUGGAGCUCAGACACAACAUGCACAGACGUUCCUGCUGAACGACGGUGAGCAUGUGAUCGCAGUGGAGGUUAAUGAGAGCGUCUGUGUGAAGUACCUGACACUAGUGACCAGUAAUGGGCGUAAGGUCACUUUGGGACUCAAGAGAGGCAAUCCCUACAAAGUCACUGGGGGUCCCGGCCAGCAUUUGUUGACUCUGGAGGGCAAGUACUUCCAAAACUUUUGCAUCUUUAUGUUGAGGUUCAAGUGGGGACCUGGUCCAGAGGAUUUGAUCUCAGGGAAGCCAGAAGAGCCGAUGGUCAGUUUCAACAAUUCCAAAGAGGAAGACAAAGAUGAAAAAGAUGCAGGCAAUGGUGAAGAUGAAGAUAAAGGCAGUGAGGAUGCUGGUCACAAAGAAGAUGAUGACAGAGGUGAUGAUGACAACAGUGACAAUGGUAAAGACAGCGAGGAAGCCUGUAGAGACAGCAGUGAGAACAGCAGUGACACAGGUAAAGACAGUGAGGAAGAUGGCAGUGAGGACAGCAGUGACACAGGUAAAGACAAUGAGGAAGAUGGCAGUGAGGACAGCAGUGACACAGGUAAAGACAGUGAGGAAGAUGGCAGUGAGGACAGCAGUGACACAGGUAAAGACAGUGAGGAAGAUGGCAGUGAGGACAGCAGUGACACAGGUAAAGACAGUGAGGAAGAUGGCAGUGAGGACAGCAAAGAAGCCUGUAAAUAUGGCAGUGAGGACAACAGUAACUAA